This is a messenger RNA of Micromonas pusilla CCMP1545, 1317 nucleotides long. RefSeq lists its product as uncharacterized. The record is from RefSeq and is a predicted model, not a curated record. Bases 1 to 1317 code for a protein of 438 amino acids. Gene Ontology annotation, cellular component: nucleus. Lineage: Eukaryota; Viridiplantae; Chlorophyta; Mamiellophyceae; Mamiellales; Mamiellaceae. Gene Ontology annotation, molecular function: damaged DNA binding; 8-oxo-7,8-dihydroguanine DNA N-glycosylase activity. Gene Ontology annotation, biological process: base-excision repair; nucleotide-excision repair; base-excision repair, AP site formation. The transcript has 4 exons.
AUGACGACGACGACGACCGCCGCCGCGUCCACGCCGCGGAAACGCGCGACCGCGACUGCGUCCGCGAACGACGACGAAUCAGACGACGACGCGUGGCGCUCCCUCGGCACGCCCGCGAAGGAGCUGCGGUUGGAGAACACGCUCCCGACCGGGCAGUCGUUCCGAUGGCGGAAAAACGCGGACGGCGAUUACGUCGGCGUGAUCGGCCGCCGCGUCGUCUCGAUGCGUCAAGACGUCGACGACGUCCUGUACCGCGUGCACUGCCGCGGCGACGACGAGAGCGAAGCCUCGGACGCGGCGGUAAUCGCGGAGUACUUCAAUAUCUCCACGUCGCUCGCGUCGCUGUCCGAGGCGUGGGCGGCGGCGGACGCGCGGUUCGCGAAGCUCGCGCCGCACCUUCCGGGGUGCCGAAUGCUGCGGCAGGACCCGGCGGAGUGUCUGUUCUCGUUCAUAUGCAGCAGCAACAAUCACAUCUCGAGGAUACACGGCAUGGUCGAGCGGUUGUGCGCGGCGUACGGCACCAAGUUGGCCCCGGACGAGCGCCCCCUGGGCGACUUCUACGCGUUCCCGACGGUCGCGCAGCUCCGGGCCGCGUCCGAGGAGACCCUGCGAGGGAUGGGAUUCGGGUACAGGGCGAAGUUCAUCGCCGGCGCCGUCGCGGCGCUGGUCGCCAAACCGGAAGGUCCCGACGCGUACCUGAUGAAACUCCGCGCCGCUGAGACGCCGUACCGGGACGCGCGGGCGGCGCUCGCGGAGCUCCCCGGCGUCGGCCCGAAAGUCGCCGCGUGCGUGUGUCUCUUCUCCCUGGACAAGCACGACGCGAUCCCCGUGGACACGCACGUGUGGCAGCUCGCGGUGGAGCACUACGUGCCGGCGCUCGCGUCCAAGUCGUUGACGCCGCGGGUGAUGGACGAGGUUGAAGCCGCCAUCGUGGCGGUGUUCGGGUCGCACGCGGGCUGGGCGCACAACACGUUGUUCGUCGCGGAGCUCGCUCACGUGCGAGCGGGGCUGCCGGAGGAGUUGCGGACGCCGCCGCGGCCGAAGACGGCGAAGAAAGAGAAGAGAGAGAAGAAGGAGGAGGAGAGCCCCGCGGCGGGAGCGGGGGCGGCGGGGGGCGGCGGCGGAGGAGGCGGCGGAGGAGGCGGGAAGAAAACGAAGAAGAAGAAGAAGAAGAACGCGAAGGAGGAGGAGGAGGACGGACCCGCACCGGUGGCGACGACUGAAACUGAGGGCGACGACGCGUUGGACGGGCUCCUCGCGAGCCCGCAGCCGGGGUCGUUUCGCAUCCCGAAGCGUCAAAAGACGGAAGACGCGUAG